Molecule: messenger RNA, 1289 nt
Organism: Paramuricea clavata
Lineage: Eukaryota; Metazoa; Cnidaria; Anthozoa; Malacalcyonacea; Plexauridae
Source: the annotation of a GenBank genome assembly
AUGGCUUCUAAAAUACAAGUUGCAGUUCGUGUUUGUGAAGCGAACCGUAUCGUAUUGCCAUGGAGAUUUGUGCAGUUAAAUCACACUUCUUACACCUAUCAGCAGCUUUGGGCCGAUAUUAUCCAAGGAGUGCAUGGACAGCUUGAUUUUGUUGAUUUAAAGUGCAAACGCACAAGCUACGAAUUCCAAAAAGCAACUGCAUUCCUCUCUUUAUCGCUUACAAAUGGAAUAGAAGGUGAUGCACAGAAUGAUUUGAUGGAAGUUGUUAAUUUCUUCAACACGAGAUUUUUUUCCAUCAAUAUCAAACAUGGCGACAUAGACUGUGAUGAUUGUCGCCUCCAUGCUGGCACUGCGAAUCCACCUACUACAAAUGCUUUUCAAGUGAUGAUGGCUGCUGCCAAAGAAGCUGCUAUCAUAGGUAUUCCAAAGGUUUGUCCAGAUCCCAAAUGUAACCUAGAUAAACUAAAGAAUACAAUUCUAACAUACUUUCAAGAAAAGAUGUGUAUCUUCCCUGCCAAUUGUGGAAAAGCAGCCACUGUAAUUGUGGAAAAGCAGCCACUGUAUUUGUUGCUAGGCUUUCUGACUUUGUGUAUUAUCUUGAUGGGCAAUAUUUCAAAAUUGAAAUGGAAAUAAGCAAAGCAAAGAAAUUUCCAGAAGUCUUUAAAAGGACAUUUAGUGGUUUUAACUGCCCAGAAAAGUCUAAGCAUAGAAAACGCGAGCUCAACAACCUCUCAGAAAAGAAGUUGGAAAGUCAUGCCAUUGCUAUUAGAGAAGUUAUACAGUCACUACAGUUCCUAGACAGCAUACCAUGGGCCGAGGUAAAGCAGGAAGUUCUUCAAAUGGUUCAAGUUGUUGAGCAGUAUUGCUUGCAUCUCAGAGUGGACAAUGUUAGGAACAAAGUAUCGCGAGAAACCCCCCGCAGUGAAGUUGAAAUUAGGGCCAAUGUCACACUAAUGAAAGUAAACAAGAGUCCAAUUCAUCCUGCUUUGAGUGGCCUUGACAAGCAGCUUUUAGAUGUUCAACUCUAUAGUCCCAUAUCUAUCCGAGAGUUUCUACCUACCUGUGAUAGACGGAGAGUUUAUGAAAUCAUUCAGGAGUUGAAACAGAAAGGGCUGAAGUUCAAAUGCAUUCACUAUGCUCAUCAACCAGGUGGCAGCAAACAAGCCUUACACUUUGUGUGGAGAGUGGACGAGGCUAAAUCAGAGGGAGAAACCAUCGAAAGAUGCCUGCAAGUGAUCAAGAAAAGAUUAAUGUCCAAUACCCAUGCAAGAUGUCCGAUGGAAAAAUGA